This is a messenger RNA of Acyrthosiphon pisum (pea aphid), 819 nucleotides long. It is a transcript of the gene mRpS24, whose product is annotated as mitochondrial ribosomal protein S24. Gene Ontology annotation, biological process: translation. The record is from RefSeq and is marked provisional. Lineage: Eukaryota; Metazoa; Arthropoda; Insecta; Hemiptera; Aphididae. Gene Ontology annotation, cellular component: mitochondrion.
AGUCCGUGGUUGUUGAAAAUAUUGUUAUCAGUUCAUCACUAAUUAUGAUAAAAUGUAAAUAGAUUAAAUUAUAAUACUAAUUUCAUGAUUCUUAAACCAAAAUUUAAAUGAACAGAGCAUCAGUGAGUCCAUCGAAAUUUCACCUAGCUGAACAAUUUAGUGAUUACAUAAUUCUGAAGGAAUUUAAGCAUUAAUGAUGUUCCUUGAUACAUUGCCCCGGUUUCUUCCUGCGAGGAGUAAUUACUUGAUUCUUUCUCGAUGUAAGCAUGUACAAGCGGCUCGUUAUAAACGAUCUAUCAAGGGUAAUAAACCAUUAACAUAUGAGAUGGCUGGGCCACCACACACUAUUGCUCACAUCAAGGGUUGGAAUUCAUGGAACACGUGUAACAUGUUAGAUGGCUUAAGACCGGCUGAAACUGCAAUAGAUGACGAAUUCAUUCGUCGUUUCAUGACAGGCACUUGGCAUGAUUUAAUUGCUAGUGAAAUAAUCAUAAAAAGACAGCACAACAUAAUAAGAAUAGCUGCCAUAACAGUACAGAAAAUUAGUGUGACCAAAGUAUAUUUUUUAAUUGGUUAUACGGAAGAACUUUUAAGCUAUUGGCUGCAAUGUCCGAUCAAGUUAGAAUUACAGACUGUUGAAGACCGAACUGCAGUGGUAUUCAAAUACAUUUAGCCAUUUGGAAAUAAAUAAUUGUUGUGUCUAUUAGAAUUUUGAUAACAAUAUCAUUAGAUUUAAUGUAAUAAUAUUAAAUAUACAAAUACCUACUUAUUUUUUUUAUAAAAGUAAAUUAUUACAAUAAAAGUUGGUAUCAUAAUGAA